GCCAGCAACGGCUGGGCCCAAGCUGUGAAGAGGGCCCGGUCUACGAUAAGGGCGACGGCGAAACAGCGGAGCUCACAGGGCGGGGGGAAGGCCCGUGCCGUGGAGAUGGAGAAUUCCCAGUUGUGUAAGGUGUUCCUCGGCGGCCUCAAUGUGCAGACGAGUGAGUCGGGCCUGCGGGGCCACUUCGAGGCUUUUGGGACUCUGACGGACUGCGUGGUGGUGGUGAACCCCCAGACCAAGCGCUCCCGUUGCUUCGGCUUCGUGACCUACUCCAAUGUGGAGGAGGCCGAUGCCGCCAUGGCCGCCUCGCCCCAUGCAGUGGACGGCAACACGGUGGAGCUGAAGCGGGCGGUGUCCCGGGAGGAUUCGGCGCGGCCCGGUGCCCACGCCAAGGUUAAGAAGCUCUUUGUCGGGGGCCUUAAGGGAGACGUGGCCGAGGGCGACCUGAUCGAGCACUUCUCGCAGUUUGGCACGGUAGAAAAGGCUGAGAUUAUUGCGGACAAGCAGUCCGGCAAGAAGCGUGGCUUCGGCUUCGUUUAUUUUCAGAAUCACGACGCAGCAGACAAGGCCGCGGUGGUCAAGUUCCACCCGAUCCAGGGCCAUCGGGUGGAGGUGAAGAAGGCGGUCCCCAAGGAGGAUAUCCACUCCGGUGGGGGCGGAGGCGGCUCCCGCUCCUCCCCCAUGAUGGAGUCAUCUGAGAUUGUUCACAUCAUCCAGAUUGGAAUUAGUUCCAUUGUCAUUGAAUAUAUAGUCUCUGAUUAA
Tupaia belangeri chinensis (Chinese tree shrew) is the source of this 762-nucleotide messenger RNA. RefSeq names its product heterogeneous nuclear ribonucleoprotein A0 (gene HNRNPA0). Gene Ontology annotation, biological process: mRNA splicing, via spliceosome. The record is from RefSeq and is a predicted model, not a curated record. Gene Ontology annotation, cellular component: catalytic step 2 spliceosome. Gene Ontology annotation, molecular function: mRNA 3'-UTR binding. Lineage: Eukaryota; Metazoa; Chordata; Mammalia; Scandentia; Tupaiidae. The transcript has 2 exons. Bases 106 to 762 code for a protein of 218 amino acids.